This is a messenger RNA of Octodon degus (degu), 4461 nucleotides long. RefSeq names its product leucine rich repeat LGI family member 4 (gene Lgi4). NCBI's taxonomy places the organism in Eukaryota, Metazoa, Chordata, Mammalia, Rodentia, Octodontidae. The record is from RefSeq and is a predicted model, not a curated record. Gene Ontology annotation, molecular function: protein binding. The coding region runs from base 1713 to 3089 and encodes 458 amino acids. The transcript is spliced from 6 exons. Gene Ontology annotation, biological process: myelination in peripheral nervous system; neuron maturation.
GAGGAGUCUGAGCAGAGCGGAAGAGGGCUCCCACUGCCUAGGGGCACGGGGCGGGAGCCUCGAGGAGCAGCAAGAGGAAGGGUGGGAAAACUGAGAACCUGGAAGGCUGAAGGACUUGAUUCAGGAUGGGCUGAAUCGUGGAUCUCUACCUCUGGAUGCUGUCAAGCCUCUGAUCCUCCAAGUCUUCUCUAGGUAUACACCUCAGGGCAAGACAGGCUAUGUAUACUCCUCAGUCUUGGGGUACAUCUCCUAACCCCAGGUCAUAAGGUGAGAAUGAAACCAUAAGAGUAAUUAUGGCUUCCCCGUCUGUGAAGUGGGCGUAGUAAUACUGCCCAUCUUGCAGGGUUGCUGGGAGCGCUUAGCCAAUUUAUGUAAAGACAGACGCAUUGUAAGUCCUCAGUAAAUAUUAUUAGGUCACACUGGGUAGCAUGUAUCUAUCAUCUUUUGUAUUUAAGGGACAGACAAGUAUUCAUGAAUUCUGAUCUCCAAAGAAAGAAAGCAAAAUCACAUGGAGAAACUGGAGCCGGCUAUCUGGGUCUGGGCCCUUGCUCUGCCUCCACCUGGGUCAUGGUGAGCUCAGGUCCCUUGACUUCUGUCCUCAGUUUUUUCCAGCUGUAAAAGAGCGCUGAGAAUAGUGCAGACCCCAGUGAUGAGGGGAGAGUCACCAGGGUGCUGAGGACAUGGCUUGGCACAGAGUCAGGCUGCAGCAAUAGAUGGCAUUUUGCGGUUAAGUAUUUCCUGGGGUUGAGUGUCUACCAAAUGUGCGUGAGCAUUUGAAGGGUUAAUCUCCAGGGAGGGGAGGAGAGGGGAGGGGAGGGAAGUCCAGAAUUUGGGGCAGGGCAGCAGUCCUUACAAGGGUGGCCGCCAGAGGGAGCAGCUGAGCCUGAACUGGCCUCUGCAAAGCCUUGGUGACAGCACCCGCCACACCCUCCUGGAGGGGGGAGGGCCUGGGAGUGGCCAGGAUGCCCCCCAUCCCCAGUUCUGCUCCUCCCAGCCCCUCCUCCUGUCGGCAGAGCCAUCCAUCAGUCCCCACCCUAGUGACAUCCUCCUUCAUCCUCCUUGUGCUCUGGGGAAAUGGGGCUGAGUGGGCAAUCUGGGGAGGGGGCUGGCUGGGAGUGGCCAGGGUGGCUCCAAUUCUGGGUGGCCCCACCCCCUCCCAAAGAGCCAUUCUGUCCCUUCCCCUGGGCUGUUCUUCUGAUGGCCUCUGACCCCCUCCUCCUUCUACCCACUCUGCCUGGCACACCCGGGGCCUAGCACGUCCCUUUCCCAAAUCUUCAGGGAGAAGGGGCGUGGGAGGAGGCAGAGAAAGUACUGGGCUCUAGGAAGAGGGGGCAGGGAGCUGAGAAAUAGACACCAGGCAGAAGGACGGACACACACACACACACACACACACACACACACACACACACACAGACCUAAAGAGACAGAGACAGGGAAACAGAAACAAAGAUAGACAGAAAUAGGGAGCAAGAUUGAGAAGGAGAACUAGACUAACACAGAGAGAGAAGCAGCAAGACAAGGAGUCAGAGAGGGAGAGAGAGAAAAUCAGACGCCAGAGAGGUGGAGGGAAAAGAACAGGCUGCGAGAGCCUGGGGGCCGGGCAGAGCUCCCUGUGGUGGGGUACAGAGGCUCUGGGCACCGGAGAUGUAGCACCCCGGCCAAACUGGGUCCAAGAGAAGUGGCAGAGGGGGCAGAGGUCCAGGGCAGGGGCCAUGGCAGUGACAGGGACUCUGCUGCUGCUGCUGCUACUGCUAGCUGGGGCAGGGGUGGGGGUGGCCUGGAGACCCCCAAAGGGAAAAUGUCCUCUGCGCUGCUCCUGCUCCAAGGACAGCGCCCUGUGUGAGGGCUCCCUGGACCUGCCCAUGAGCUUCUCCCCGACGCUGCUGUCACUGUCAUGGGAUCCCAGAGAGCAGAGGGCCCUGCUCAGGACCGGAUCAUUGGCGAGAGAGGUAUUCUCACCCACUCCUGCGCAUGCACAUCCCCAGCUCACUUGUCAGGACUGGAGUCCCCCAGCUGAAGGCCGGCAGCUUUGUGAGGAUGCCAUCCCUGCACCUGCUGUGAGUACAGCCUGGCUGGGCCAAGCCCAGCUGCAGGGCGCGGGAGAGCUGUCCUGGUUCCAGACAGUCCGGGAGUCGGCCCUGGGUGUGGAGCCCUUCUCCUACCAGGGGGAGCCCCACGUCAUCCUAGCACAGCCCUUCGCAGGCCGCUGCCUGAUCCUCGGCUGGGACUACAGCCUGCAGCGCUUCCGGCCAGAGGAAGAGCUGUCAGCGCCCUCGGUGGUGUCCUGCAAGCCGCUGGUGCUGGGCCCGCGCCUCUUCGUGCUGGCCGCCCGCCUGUGGGGAGGCUCGCAGCUGUGGGCAAGACCCAGCCCCGACCUGCGCCUGGCCCCACUGCAGGCCCUCGCCCCUCGGCGGCUUCUGAGGCCCAACGACGCCGAGAUCCUGUGGCUGGAUGAGCAGCCCUGCUUCGUGGUGGCCGAUGCCUCCAAAGCAGGCAGCACCACGCUGCUGUGUCGCGACGGGCCCGGCUUCUACCCCCGCCAGAGCCUGCACGCCUGGCACCGGGACACAGAUGUAGAGGUCCUGGAGCUGGACGGCCGUCCCCACCUGCUACUGGCCUCUGCCUCCCAGCGCCCUGUGCUCUUCCACUGGGUUGGUGGCCGCUUUGAGAGGCGCACGGACAUCCCUGAGGCCGAGGAUGUCUAUGCCACACGCCACUUCCAGGCUGGUGGGGACGUGUUUCUGUGCCUGACCCGUUACAUUGGGGACUCCAUGGUCAUGCGCUGGGAUGGAUCCAUGUUCCGCCUGCUGCAGAAACUUCCCUCACGGGGCGCCCACGUAUUCCAACCGCUGCUCAUCGGCAGGGACCAGCUGGCCAUCCUGGGGAGCGACUUUGCCUUCAGCCAGGUCUUUCGCCUUGAGUCAGACAAAGGGCUCUUGGAGCCGCUGCAGGAGCUGGGGCCCCCAGCCUUGGUGGCCCCCCGCGCCUUUGCGCAUGUCACCUUGGCUGGAAGACGCUUCCUAUUUGCGGCUUGCUUCAAGGGCCCCACACAGAUAUACCAGCAUCAUGAGUUGGACCUCAGCGCCUGAGGCUAGCCAGGACAUUGGAUGUAGCUCGGGUCUGGCAUGGGGAGCCUCAGGCGUUGGGAUCUCCUCUUACCCGGACUCCUAGCCCCAGUAUCUGAGGUACUGAGCACAGGCCAAGCUCACCAGCCACAGGUCCAGGCUUUAGCCCACCUCUUGGGGGAACUGGGCCAACUAGGGUAAAUGGAAGGUCACAGCUGUUGGACCUUCUGAGCUGACCUUCCAGCGUGGGACAGCAUCCCAAGUAACUUGGAAGCUCAAGCCGGGCAGCGCAGGGCGCCAGAAUACAGAAAUCAAAAGAAGGGAAUGCGCAGAACGUGGGUGAUGUCUAGAGGGUAUCAGCUACACGUCUCCCCACCUCCCUGCUCCCUGUGGAAGCUGAGGUGAGAGCAAAUCUUUCCCCUUCAAACUCAGUCUAACCAAUCGCGUUAAUGGGGAAAGUGCCCGCCUCCAUGACGUCACAGCCGCAGGGUCGGUUUCCCUGCCAGACGUCAUUCCUUCUGCUGCUUGUGCGCAUGUCUGCUGCCAGAAGCUGCUCCCCGGGCUUUUCCUCCCCCAUGCGUGCGUGGGUGGCAGGUAAGGAAAAGGCAGGAAUCAAAAGGAAUCCGCGGGAAGCCCCUGGUACCUGCCCCCGGAAGCAUACCAGGGCCAAAGACAGGAAGUGUGAACGCUCAAUAAAGGCACUGUGCACCCGCCUUGCCGGUUGCUGUGGGCUCACUGGGGACUUUGUGAAUGGCGUUGGGGAGGAUGGCGUUCGGAAAGGAGAUGGCAGGGCGGCCUUUGGCACCUCCCAGGUCUCUAAGGAUGGUGGGGUUAUAGGUGGGUGGGGUUAUAGGUGGGUGGGGUGUCCUGGGGAUCUUGGAGGGCUAAGGUAUGAUUAUGGAACAAGCCAUAGGUUUAUUAUGGAUCUCUUUUUCCAGGUUAUGUUUUAAGGGCAUUAUAGGAGAUAUUUGCAGGUGUUUUGUAGAGUUUUGCUAAUUUUAUAGGGGUGGUUCAUGGGAACAUUUUGGGUGCUUUAUUGGCUAUUGGGGAGUCUCAAGGGAACUUGAGGCACAGUGGAGAAUCUCACUGUGUGGCCAUUGUGUAUUAUCAUGGGUGUCAUGGGGAUCCCCUGGGAUACAGAGAUCUCACAGGGGCAGGUGGGUACUUGGAAAGAUUUCAUACUAAAGUGGAGUCUCCAGGGUGUGAGAAGGCCAUAGAGGUCUUCACUAUCAGAGUCAAACCACUGCGCACUCCCAGCAUGAUAGGCUGAUCCUACAGCCUUGUUUUUUGGGAUGCAAUCCAUCCAGUUAGGACUCUCACUCAUAAAAUUGUUCUCCAUGUGACACUAGAACUGCCUCCGCUGCACAGGGCUCCUCUGGCUGUGGAGGAAGGGAGC